UUCCGUACGCAUGUAUGUACGCCCUUGCAGUCGUCAUCGCGAUUGUUUCACGUUUGUCGUUUAUUUACGUUAGGCGGGCUAAGACGCGCGAAAUGCUCGUGGCGCGAGUGACGAAAUGACACGCAAUAGCUGGUCCGUAUAAUGAUAAUAAAUGUCAGGCACUGGAGGAAAGAGUCAUAAAACUACCGUUCUCACUGUACGAUGAAAGCAGUCGCAUCAGUCGGACUAAGAUGUCUAGCACCGGCCUGCCACAUUUCUCCGUCGGAAAGAUAGUCAAGGGGUUUGGACGCGGAUCCAAGGAACUGGGCAUUCCGACUGCAAAUUUCCCAACCGAAGUUGUACAGAAUCUACCCCCCGAGAUCGGUACUGGUAUUUAUUAUGGAUGGGCAUCCGUCGACAGAGGGGAUGUACAUAAGAUGGUAAUGAGCAUAGGGUGGAACCCAUUUUUCCAAAAUACUCAGAAGUCGAUGGAAACGCACAUAAUCCAUAAAUAUCCUGGGGAUUUGUAUGGAUUGGAGUUGAGGGUCGUGAUACUCGGGUUUUUGAGGCCUGAAGCAGACUUUACUUCCAUCGAGGAUCUUAUAGCUGAAAUAAAAGGAGAUAUCGAAAAUGCCAAAAAGUGUCUUGAUGAACCAGAGAUGGCAGCCUACAAGACGCACACUUUUUUUACAGAUCCGGCUUCGAACACGUUAGGUUGAGAUAUGACUCUCAUUCGCUGUAGGCACUUGUGUGCGUAAAGAAAUAUAGUCAAAAAUGUGAAGUGUAAUGCACUUGAUCGUUCAAAUUUGCACAAGAUGUGUUGACGCAAUAAUUUUACAGUUUUAAUCGCUCGACAGGAACACAUGUGGUUCAACAUUUGUAAAUUAAUAAUUCAGAUAUUCAAGCUGCCUUUUUAAAAGAUACAAUUAUUUAUCCCGUUAUGAACGGAUGCAGCCAUUAUUUUUCAUUGACGUAAUUUGACAAAAUUCG
Messenger RNA from Neodiprion virginianus, 969 nucleotides. RefSeq names its product putative riboflavin kinase. Bases 231 to 698 code for a protein of 155 amino acids. Gene Ontology annotation, biological process: riboflavin biosynthetic process; FMN biosynthetic process. The transcript is spliced from 4 exons. The record is from RefSeq and is a predicted model, not a curated record. Gene Ontology annotation, molecular function: riboflavin kinase activity. NCBI's taxonomy places the organism in Eukaryota, Metazoa, Arthropoda, Insecta, Hymenoptera, Diprionidae. Gene Ontology annotation, cellular component: mitochondrion.